AUGGCAUUAUCCACCAUGAAAAAUAGUUUUUUGGGCAAUGUUAAAAAUUUGGGUCAAGUAAGAUGGAUCUCCAAGGAUAUUCGUAUGGGUUCAGAGUCGCGUCUAGGGAUGUUGGCUGGUUGUAACAAAUUAGCUGAUGCUGUGUCGGUCACUUUAGGACCUAAGGGUCGAAAUGUAGUAAUAGGAACGUCUUAUGGCGCCCCUAAAAUCACCAAAGACGGGGUUACUGUGGCAAAGUCUAUUGAACUUAAAGACCCACUGGCAAAUCUAGGGGCUCAACUUGUCAAACAAGUGGCUUCUAAUACUAAUGACAAAGCUGGAGAUGGGACUACUACUGCUACAAUUUUAGCAAGAGCUAUGUUUCAGCGAGGCUGCAAAGCAGUUGAUUCUGGAAUUAACCCGAUGGAUAUUCUCAGAGGGAUUAAUUUAUCUGUUGAAAAAAUUGUAUCUUGGCUAGAUAAUAUUAAAAAACAAGUCACUACUAAUGAAGAAAUUUUUAAUGUAGCUACUAUUUCUGCCAAUGGCGACAAGGUUAUUGGUAGACUCAUUGCAGAUGCAAUGCAAAAGGUUGGCAUAGAAGGGACAAUAACAGUCUCCGACGGGAAAACGUUGAACCAUGAAUUGGAAGUUGUUGAAGGUCUCAAACUUGAACGUGGAUACAUAUCUCCUUAUUUCAUUGGCAACUCUAAGGAUUUAAAAGUUGAUUUAGAACGUCCUUUUAUUUUGUUGCAUAGUGAAAAAAUAUCAUCCGUACAAAGCAUCAUCCCCGUUCUAGAAUAUGUAUUACAGAAUCAAGCGAGUCUGUUAAUUGUGGCAGAGGAUGUUGAUAGUGAGGCGCUUGCCACUAUGAUUGUUAAUAAAUUGAGAUUGGGACUUAAGAUAUGUGCGAUUAAGGCUCCUGGCUUUGGAGAUACCAGAAGGGAGAUGCUAUUUGAUCUAGCUUCUAUGACCGGUGCCCAAGUCAUAACUCCUGAAAGUGGUCUUAAAUUGGAUAACCCUCAGCAAAUCAAUCAAAUCCUUGGUCGUGCCAAAUUAGUUACUGUUUCUAAGGAUUCUACUAUUAUAAUGGAGGGAUCUGGCGAUAAAAAUGUCAUUGAAGAGAGAUGCAACAUCAUAAGAUCAUUGAUUGAGCAAAGCAACAGUGACUAUGAGAAGGAGAAGUUGCAGGAGCGAUUGGCCAAGAUGACAGGGGGAGUUGCUGUUAUAAAAGUGGGCGGCGCCAGUGAAACGGAAGUAAAUGAAAUAAAGGAUAGAGUCCAAGAUGCACUAUGUGCCACUAAAGCUGCAGUUGAAGAGGGGACUGUACCCGGUGGAGCAACUGCUUUACUAUAUGCUACUAGACAAUUAGAUACUCUAAAGCCAGUGAAUUAUGACCAAAAAGUUGGAAUUGACAUUGUUAAAGAAGCAAUCAAGGCUCCUUUGAAACAGAUUGUGGAUAAUGCAGGCCAUGAAGGAGCGGUUGUUGCCGGGCAUUUACUUAAGCAGGAAGGUCAUACAUUAGGAUUCAAUGCACAGACUGGACAAUAUGUGGAUAUGCUGGCUGAAGGAAUCCUAGAUCCCACUAAAGUUGUGAAAACAGCUCUAACAGAUGCGGCCAGUGUAGCCAGUCUCAUGACAACAACAGAGGCUGCGAUUAUCGAUUUAAAGGAGGGGAAGGAUGAAACCCCCAGUGCAAAUCCAGGUGGUUAUAUGGGGGAUAUGUACUAA
Messenger RNA from Babesia microti strain RI, 1707 nucleotides. Its product is annotated as chaperonin GroEL. The coding region runs from base 1 to 1707 and encodes 568 amino acids. Gene Ontology annotation, molecular function: ATP binding; ATP-dependent protein folding chaperone. Lineage: Eukaryota; Apicomplexa; Aconoidasida; Piroplasmida; Babesiidae. Gene Ontology annotation, biological process: protein refolding. The transcript has 5 exons. The record is from RefSeq and is a predicted model, not a curated record.